Messenger RNA from Pomacea canaliculata, 6279 nucleotides. Its product is annotated as cholinephosphotransferase 1-like. Gene Ontology annotation, biological process: phosphatidylethanolamine biosynthetic process. The coding region runs from base 365 to 1600 and encodes 411 amino acids. Lineage: Eukaryota; Metazoa; Mollusca; Gastropoda; Architaenioglossa; Ampullariidae. Gene Ontology annotation, cellular component: Golgi apparatus; endoplasmic reticulum membrane. Gene Ontology annotation, molecular function: ethanolaminephosphotransferase activity; diacylglycerol cholinephosphotransferase activity. The transcript has 8 exons. The record is from RefSeq and is a predicted model, not a curated record.
CCAAAUCACCAGACACUGAUUCAUCGUGAGUAAGGGUUUGUAUGUCAUACAAAAUCCGAAAUCCGAAUUAUGCAUUUCAAUAAUUGUCUAAUCUCUGUUGGUAUUGUCGCAUGAAAGCAGUGGAUUUACUUGACGAUUUCUUCUCGUCGACGUGGGAACAAGAAGACAGGUAGUCGGUGACCUGAUGACUGAGCAUGCGUGGUUGUCAUAUCCGGUUUGUCACAAAGUAGUGGAUGACGUGAGGUGAAACCAAUCUCACAGCUGACACCGGACUGGCUCUCUGAGGAGUAUAUGACUUUGCUCGCACAACACCUCUGUUCAGGCAACCUCACUUCAUGUCAUAUAGUAGCUGCCUUGCUGUUCUAUGAAGGAAUUAAAACUGAACCCCGACCUGUUUACGGGUUCGGAGAUGAGGUCCGGUCGGAUACUUAGCGAACAGCAGCUAAAGCGACUAUCAGAACACAAGUACAGUGCUGGAGGACAGUCGUUGUUGGAACCUUUUCUACAGCCGUUUUGGAGAUGGCUUGUGGAGCAGAUACCAUUAUGGGUAGCUCCAAAUCUCCUUACCAUAGCUGGACUCGUUGUAAACAUUGUAUCAACGUUAAUCAUCAUAUACUACAGCCCCGAUGCGAAAUCUGAGGUAAGCUGGUGGCCAUUUGCAGGUGCAGCUUUGGGGCUUUUCAUCUACCAGUCUCUAGAUGCCAUUGAUGGAAAGCAGGCACGACGCACCAACUCCAGCAGUUCACUUGGAGAACUUUUCGAUCAUGGCUGUGAUUCUGUAUCUAUGGUGUUUGUCACACUGGGAGCCACUGUGGCACUUAACCUGGGGAAAGAAACCAACUGGAUGAUGUUUGAAAAUUUAAUGGGUUACUUUCUAUUUUACUGUGCCCAUUGGCAGACAUAUGUGUCUGGCACCCUUAGAUUUUACAAGCUGGACGUUACAGAAGGUCAGAUGUCUGUGAUGUUAAUUUACAUAUUCACCGCAAUCUUUGGCUCAGGCUUUUGGGAAAUGCAGUUGCCUGUCCUUUGUUUAAAAAUGAAGAUGCUUCCAGUCUACUUCAGCAUUUUUGGUUGCAUAGUACAGCUACGAUCAAAUUUUGGUGUCAUCUUUAUGGAAGGUGGUGUAGGGAAGAACGGGUCUACUGUUGCAGGUACAAGCACAAUUUUUCCACUUUUUCCAAUGGCAGCAGUGAUUGGUCUGACACUGAUGGUAGCAUAUAAAUCUCCAUCAUCUGUUUAUGAAAAUCAUCCUUGUCUUUACAUACUGGCCUUUGGCAUUGUGGUUGCCAAAGUUACCAACAGAUUGGUGGUUGCACACAUGACCAAGAGUGAGAUGGACUUGUGGGACAGCAGUUUAUUUGGUCCAGCGCUGCUUGUCAUCAAUCAGUACUUUGACUGUUGCUGUAAUGAGUACCUGGUCCUGUGGCUUUGUCUUUUAUUUGUGGUUGCAGAUAUGUGCCGAUAUUCCCUGGCUGUUUGCCAGGAGAUAUGUGACUUCUUGGGUAUCUACUGCUUUGUAAUUACAUCUAAACCAUCCCGUCCCACGAAAAACUCCACCAGGAACAAUUUGUUAUCAUCAACAAGCAAUGGCAGCCAAUAGUUUCUGUUAGCAAGGAGAGUGUGUGUGUGUUCGCGUGUAUGCAUGUGCACAUAUAUAGCUAUGUGAAUUUCAAGUGGUAAUGGGAUGGAGAUCACUAUUAUGUGGUAAAUGUUAAUUUUUUAAUGAUGAGGCUAGGUGUGUACCUCUGCCUAGGAAAUUGACAGUGAUGAUCACACAUAUUUAGAUAAUUUCUCAAGUGCAUAAUUUUUGUUAUUUGUAAGAAGCUAUUCAUUUGUUUGCUUGUCCUUUUUUAAAUAGGUAACCACUUUCAGAAACCACUUCUGUUUAUAUCUUGUGGUAAACACCUUUUUACUUUGCAUUCACUCCACACUUUGAUCAUUUAGGUGGCCAUUUGAACACAGACUGAAGAAUUCCAUGACAUCUUUUAUGUAUUUAUUUGCUUAUCUUGUGGGCAUGUUUUAUGGCAAUAAUAUUCUUGCAGUCUAGGAAGAAUAGUUAACAAUUUUUCUAGAAAGGGAAGACAAUUGAGUACUUUUGUUCAAUGAUAAAGGAGUGAUUUUGUGUGCUUAUAUGUAUAAAACUAGAAAAUAUUCCACAUGACCUUUAGAUCUUUUUGUUUUUGUUACUGUAACUGGACAUGCAUUUGUUCUAUAGCUGACAUAUGAUCAGAGCUCACAAAUUCAUCAUAAUGACAUUCUAGAAAAUGACAGAAUAUAAUUCAAAGUUGACAUACAGUAGUAUACCUUAUCAGUAUAGAAUAAAUUAUUCCUUGACAGAUAUAAAUACUAAACCCAAAGUAUUGAACCUUAACAGAAGAUGAAUGUAAGAGAAUCAUUAAUUCUCCAGUUACCUUUCAGUGACAAGUGACAGUGACAUGAUAAUAAGAGAAAUUACACGGAACUCUUUUUUUGCUUCCACGAAGUCUUGUUCUCCGUCACGUGACGCUAUGACGUGUGGUUUCCAUAGUGAGAAAGUAAACCAUCAUUUCAAAUGAUAGCCUUUUUACAUUCAAACACGAGUAUAUUCCCUUCCAAAAAAAUUUUAGAACCAAAGAAAAAAAUGCAUCCAAAUAGUGGCUUUUGAGUUUGAAAUUGUUUGUCUGAUGAUGUUAUGUCCAGAGAGUGCAAAGAAAAUUGCUAGAAAAUUGGGACACCUGUCUCUGAUCAUUCCCUUUUGUGUGAGACCUCAGUAUUUUUGCAUUGAGCUAUUUUGGUGGUAAAAUAGAGCAAUAAUUUAUGAGUAGAGUAGUAACUUGAUGAGAACUAUUUGCUCUUUCGCUAGUAGGUUGCCUCAUUUCCCCUAUGGUUUUGUACAGAUGAUGCAAUAUUUUACACAAUUUUGUAUCAAAGUACAUUCAAUGGUAGCUUGAAGAAAAAAAUGUAAGCAGGUUUAAGGAAUUUUUCUGCCUGACCGUUCUCUUAUAUCCCUGCUGUUAAACUUGUUUUGCAAAAAAUUUUUUUUUUCUUUUAAUAAGGAAACACUAAAUUAAGAAUAAUUCAAAUUUAAAUAGUAGUCUGUAGUAUUCAAAAGUACUCAAAAUAUGUAAUGUUUAAAGUAGUAUCGGUGGUUUGAGUACCUUCUAGCACAGUUUUGAAUUGGUUUACUUUAUCUCUUUAACUCGGAGCUGAUACAAUUUAUGAUACAAUUAUAAUUGUAUAUUAUUUUUGCUUAUCUCAUAAACUUGGUGUACAGAUGAUAUUUAAUGUAUCAUUGCUUAUAUACAUCAUUUUUAAGGAGUAAUGGUCAGGCUUUAAGUAAUUCCCAUGAAACCUAUUGCUAAAUAUUAAAUAGUUUAUUGGUCAGCAGAUGUCUUUAUUUUGAUGCCAUAUUUUGCAAACAUCAAGCAAAACAAAAGUAACAAAUACAGUAGGAUAAAGAGUCGACCAAUUCACUAUGGGAACAAGUAGUCCCUGCAUAAUAGUCCUACCUAGUAUUGCCCCCACCAGAAAAGCUCAGUCAUCAGAAUAUUGUUUCUCUGACCUAUAUUUUUGUAAUGCAUCAUGAUUUCUGUUAAAAACACAUAUCAUCUGCUGAACUUCAUGUAGGCAGUAAAACUUAUAUAUAUAUACUUUGACUGGUCCAUGAUAAAACAAAGCAUAUAGUGCGAAGAGCCUGAACACAACAGUGUGCCAAGUCAGACAGGCUGGCAGGAACCGACCAUCACAAUGCCAUUAUGCAUGUAUACUCUCUAAAAAGCACUAGAUUGUUGCAAGUUUCAAAAACGUUUCCUGUGCAUGGUGAGUUGAAAAGAUAUUCAUUAAAGAGAGAGAGUGUGUGUAUUGUGUACAUGUGCACUAAAUCAAAUAAAAAUCUGUAUCUUUUUAUGGGUGCAAGUGUAUCAGGUAAGUGUCGCUUGUUUUUAAAAACCUAUGUCAAAUUUCCGAUAAAGGAAGCAAUGCCCAAGAAUCCUUAGCCUGCUGGUUUGAGAUGGUUUUGACUGGAAUAUGGGAAUCACAGAAAUGCAACAUCCAUUUGCAGACAAUACAAAAUUAUCAACUUAGAAAUUAGCCUGAUAUAUUUUGUCAGGCAAUAGUUUCUUCACAGUAAACUUUUACAGCAUGUACACUCCUGGCUGCCUUGCACCAGCUUGUUCUUUUUGUCACAAGAUACAGGCAGCUGACAAGAAGCAAAUGUGUCAGUCCUGUCAUAUUUUACUGUCAUGUCCCAUGAUGGACAUUCCUUGCUUGUCCUUCGGCGGUCCGGUGGCGCAACGGUUGGCACUGUCACCAAUACAGUUAAGGUUGGCUGUCCUGGGUUCAACUCUCGUCUUGGGCACACUGUUCUUUCUCUGCACGUGGCAUAUGUUAACAGGGCUGGCUGCCUUGCCAUGAUAUAGCCAUAGCUGCUGGCACGGCGUAAAACACCAAUUCCUCCCACCCACCUUUGCUUGUCCUUCAGCAUUUAUGUUCUUAUUAUAAUUUACUUAAUAUAAUGUUGCUAUGUAAAAAGUUCGAUUUUAUGACUUUCAAGUCCUGUUUGCGGUUGCCAGACCAAAUGAUGUCCUGGGCCUUUUAUGGCCCACAGGAGGGACAUUUCCCAUCUAUGGGUUAGAGCAUUAGGUUUCCCUGAAAGUUCUUGAUCUGCAAAGCAGCAUCCUUGACAAUUUCUGUAAACUAGUCAAAAGCAUCUCAAACAUUUUAAGAAGUACCUGCCAUUAUGAACUUGAUACAGUAUUGCCCGCAAAAAGAGAAGUAUAGAUAUCGUCACAUUUUGUUAAUUAUUAUGAAAAAACUUUUCUGAUUUGUCAGCACCUGGCUUAAAAAUAAGACACCAUUAGUUUUAGUUUCACUGUGUGAGACUCUAUAUUUGUAAAUAGUGUGAGGCAUGUUUGAAGCAGAAGCAUUUGUCAAGUUUAUAAUACAGAAUAGUCAUUUUACUCUCUUUUAGCAGGGAAGUGGAGAUCCACCAGGCAUAUUAAACCAAUAUUUACUGAUUGUUUUUGAUCACUUGUCACUGUGUAGAGCAAAAUUAACAUUUUUUUCUUUUAGCAGCAUCUCCCAACCCACUUAACCCUACACUUGCACCAAAAAAAAUCUUUGGUUAAGUCCACAAACGUCACAAGUUACAUUUUGCUUUGUAUAUAGUUCAACAUUCUCCAUGCCUGUAUCCCUACCUUGUCAUAUUUGGGGAUUUUUUGUGUGAGAAUGGUAGCUGGGGGAAGGGCCAUGAGCAGUUGCAUUUUUAGAUUUUAUCUAGUUGUAAAUCCACACUUGCAUAUGUGCACUGAUGUGUUUCUAUGGAUUUGUAGAUUAUCUUUGCACCUCCUUUCAAAAUAAUUCCACUUAUUUUGAUAUCCUUCAUCUGAAAGUUGCAGAACCCUGUAAACUACUCUCUGGGGGCUACAGAAUUUUGUGCAGGUCACCUGUUGGUACCAUAAUUGUGUGCUUGCAAAAUUAAUGUCUGAAACGCUAAUGCUAGAUCUCUCAAGUGUAUCAAAUGGUUGUAAACAUUCGUUUUCAAACCUAUUUAAAAGCAAAUGGAUCUUCAAAAUGCACAACAAUUUAUCUGUAAAGAAUGCACAAGCUUAACAUUUGGACAAUGCCAGUGUGAAUGUUUUUUGUCUGGUGCCAUUUGAAAGUCCACUGAGAAAAAAAAACUCACUUGUUUUUUCACAAGGAGCAGAGAAAAGUGGAAUGUUUAGUUGUCCCUUGAUGUACAACAGCUGCCUCAGUCUUCUUCUUGGCUACAUUGUUUUGGAUUAGCACUAGGUUGUAAUUUUAUUGGAGCACUAGAAAUGCAUUAUAUACACACUUGCUGAUAGCAUGCAGACAACUAUUGGAACUGCUGCUGGUGAAGUCAAAAUGUCAGUGUGACCGGUCCCCAAAGAGUGUAUUUAAUUUUAUUUUAUUUUAUUUUUUUUUUAGGUUGCCAUACAUGUAAUAGUUUGUUGUAUUUGGAAAGUAAGGGUCUGUUUCUGUGGUGAUGAAAUGUUUGGUUUUGUUGGAAGUGCAGGUUGCAACAAACCAAAGAUCUGCUCAGGGACGUCUUCCUCUCUGCUUAAUCCAUCCGUGAUAAUGCACUUGGAAGACGAGACCUGUUGUGUCUGUCAAAAUAAGUGUCUUUCCAUCUUUUAUUUUCCUUGGUCACUAGAUGCAAGCAGUUAAAUAUUCCACAAAGAGUAUUCCAGAAAAUUGGAUUGUGACUGUUUUGCAUGAUUUUAUUUCUGUUCUCUGCGAGGUCAAAGAACACAGUGAACAUUAAUAAAACAUUUAAUGUCA